Messenger RNA from Colletotrichum graminicola M1.001, 1365 nucleotides. Its product is annotated as C6 zinc finger domain-containing protein. The record is from RefSeq and is a predicted model, not a curated record. The transcript has 2 exons. Lineage: Eukaryota; Fungi; Ascomycota; Sordariomycetes; Glomerellales; Glomerellaceae. Bases 1 to 1365 code for a protein of 454 amino acids.
AUGCCGCCUCGUUUCAGAGAUGCUGCUGACAUCUCUGGGCCUGUCCAGGAACGCUGGCUGCAGGCUUCGCCUGAAAGCCAGGCUCUGCAUAUCUCGCGCCCUAUACUUGCUGACAUCGACGGAACACGAGUAGAGCGUCUCUACUUCCACCGGUUCCGACGCGUGGCAGAGGCAGGUCUCUGCAACCACGUCACGAACCUCACCAGCUUCUGGAGCAGGCUCGCCCCGCAGCUUAGCCAUUCCAAUGAGGCUGUGAAGCAUGCCAUCGUUGCCCUUGGCUCUGCAUUCCACAUAUAUCAGACGGCACCCCCGCCAGGCGGGGGGGAGGCAAUACCACGCGAGCUUGAAAUUUUUACGAUCCAGCAAUAUAACACCGCCAUGUCAAAGCUCUCGAGCUAUGCCAAUGUGCCAAUGGAAGACAGGAUUAACGUCAUACUGCUGUGUUGCGUGUCGUUUCUAUGUAUCGAGGCGCUGCGCAAUAACUGGCGGGCGGCCCUGACACACCUCUCAAAUGGCCUGCGCAUCAUUGAGAGCCUGCCCAUGAGCACGCUCAACAAGCUGCGGGAUUCGUUGCCGUCUCAUCGCAGUUCAAGUGCCACGAAGAGCAUGUUGGGGAUGGACUAUAUACUCAGACUGUUCGCCACCUGGGAGAUUUCCUGUGCGAUGUUCGCCGAGAACUUUAAACCUGUCAUCUCUAUCAAGUUAUACGAGGGACGUGAAUUUGACGAUACGCCCCUGGAAGAGUUCGAGACCAUCAUACAAGCCCACCAGGCCAUUGUACAGUACACUCGCGAUGUGUUUGCCUUGGUUUGGAAAACUCGGAAGCAUCAAGGCGACGACGAGUUUUGGUCUUGGCCGCUUCCACGUCGCCAACAUGAGAUAUUAAUGGGAAGAGGUGAAUCCCUGACCGGCCUCUUCGAGCGGUUCAUGGAACGACCCGAAGCUCCUGCAAGCGGCACGAAAGAGUACUACUCCGUCUGUCUAGACAUGCUCCAUUACAAAUGUGCACGACUGCUGUGUCAUACACUUCACCAGAAGCCCUAUCAAAGACAGCAAUCACCGGGCAUCGUAGCUCAGCACGCCGAUUUGGUAUCGAUAGCUGCCCUCCUGUACCGGGGGCUAGCUGUCUCUUGCCAAGACCCGAUGGUGCAGGAAAGUGCUCUUGCUAUUCUGCAAGACUACCCUCAAAGGGAGAACCUGUGGGACGGCAACUUGGUGCAUAGCCUGCUGGUUGCCGUCGAGAAUGCCAAUUACAGACCGGCACAUCUCUUGGAGGAGCCCCCUCAUUCAUUGGCAUUUGGGAAAGGAAUACCAGCUUUAUAUGAGAAGCUGCAUGAGCCGCACAUUCAGGCUGAUGGAAAUUGA